This is a messenger RNA of Aspergillus bombycis, 2187 nucleotides long. RefSeq names its product putative nonribosomal peptide synthase. Gene Ontology annotation, molecular function: phosphopantetheine binding. Bases 1 to 2187 code for a protein of 728 amino acids. Gene Ontology annotation, biological process: amino acid activation for nonribosomal peptide biosynthetic process; secondary metabolite biosynthetic process. NCBI's taxonomy places the organism in Eukaryota, Fungi, Ascomycota, Eurotiomycetes, Eurotiales, Aspergillaceae. The transcript has 4 exons. The record is from RefSeq and is a predicted model, not a curated record. Gene Ontology annotation, cellular component: cytoplasm.
AUGUUGCUGAUUCUGAUAGCUGGCGGUUGUUUAUGUAUUCCAUCCGAGGGGGAUCGUGUAAACGAUCUUGCAGGGUCUAUGUGUCGCCAUCGCGUUAGCUUUGCUAUCCUAACUACAUCUGUGGCGGGUACUCUUUCUCCUUCCUCGGUUCCAUCGCUCCGGAGGUUGGUGCUGGGAGGUGAGGCCGUGAAGCCGGCUCAUAUUGCUACAUGGGCUGGUAAGGUCCACCUGAUGACUGGGGACGGGGCCAGUGAAAUCGCAGGCACAACCAUUGUGGGGUCUAAUCUUCAACAAGAUAACGAUCCCCGUAACGUGGGCUUCGCCUGUGGUGCGGGCCUCUGGGUGGUGGAUGCUGAUCACCCUGAUCGACUUGCGCCGGUGGGGGCAGUGGGAGAACUUAUAUCGCAGAGCCAUGGGCUCGCAUGUGGUUAUUUCAACGGCAAUACACUAGGGAUAUUGAAUCGCACAUCGCGGCCUCUUGUGCAACGGUCCAUAGUUCAGUCGUCCUCCUACUCCAACCGGAUCAACAGACUACGAGACCAUUUCUGGUUGCCUUCGUCUGUCCUACGAAAAGCCCCACGUUGGGGCGCCACCAGCGAUAGCCCGUUAGCAAUUCUCGAAACCCUAAGUAGUCAGUUUUAUCUCGAUAUUGAAGAGAUUAUGCACGAGCUGCAGCGGUCUCUGCCGUCCUACAUGAUACCAUCGAUCUUUGUCCCGCUUUUGUCUAUUCCCCUCACCCUGACAGGAAACGUGAACCGUCGCCUCUUACUGGAAACGGUGGCAACAUGGCCCGAGGACAGAUUUGCUACAUAUCGGUGUAGGAGCCAAGCUUCGUCUAUGGAUAAGGCCCCUGUUACUGAACGAGAUGACCAGAUUCGUCGCCUCGUUGCUAACACCCUGAAGAAAGAGGUGGAGGGCAUUUCGAUGGGAAGCAGCUUCUUAGCCCUUGGCGGAGACUCUAUUUCCGCCAUGCGCCUCGUAGCAUUAGCGAAGCAAGAAGGGCUAUGUCUCACAGCUGGCGAUAUUUUUAAUUACCCCAUAUUGUCAGACCUGGCAACAGUUGUGCGAAAGGGCACCAGAGAGCAAUCGCAGCCAAAACAAUAUAGUUUCGAAGAGCUCAACGCUUACGGUGGGCUUCUCCGAAGAUUAUCCACCGAGAUAGCUAAUAAUAUUCAUGAAAUCAUCCCCGCAACUGCGUAUCAAAGGAUGACCCUAACCGAGCUAUGCCCAAGAUAUUUGCGCAUUGCCCUGCCUAGCAAUACAGACACACUAUCCUACGCACCAUUCUCCGACCACGUUGAAGCUGUAUGGGCUAGUCGCAAUGAGGAAGGCCUUGAAGCCUGGCGGACCAUGCUCAGAGGGUCAGAGAUGACCAUUCUGAAGCCGAAGCAGAUGGUCACCAAGAAUGUGGAGAAGGCCAUACACGACGCACGCGCAGUGAAGGUAAUAAAACGGAUACCAGUAGUUUCACCUCCAGAGAUUCUCACGAUGGCGUCCUUAGUAAAAGCCGCUUGGGCACUAACAUUUGCCAAAUUUGUCUCCGCGAGAGAUACCACUAUCUCGUUUGCUGAGACCUCCCUUAAAGACAUCGUGUUUAGCCAGGUUAUCCAUGGGCGAGGUCUAAGCGUUGCUCAUGAGAGCCAUAUCCUCGGCCCUUGUGUGAACACCGUCCCCCAACACCUCGGCACGAUGCCAUUCGAAAACAUCGGUCUGGAUGAUAUCAUCCGAAACUCUACGGAUUGGACGCCGGGAACCAAAUUCGGUAGCGUGCUGCGGUUCCGGAAUUUUGGCGCGAACCCCUCAUGUGUUUUUGAUGGAGUUACCUAUGACGCUUUUGUUUACCAUCUUCCCAACCGGCCAUCAGAGAAGAUUCAUGUAACUAUCAUGCCUUCUGCAGAUGGCAUGCAGGUCAUCAUGAAUGGGUAUGAUCAUGUUGUCGGUCAGAACGAGGCGAAGGACCUGGUAGAUUGCUUCUGCACCGCCAUUCAAGAUCUCGCUAGGACACCUACCGAAUCAUACCAUUACAAAACCUGCUUUCUUGGAUUGUUUUUGAGGGCAAUGGCGAAUCGCAGAUGGUGUUUGAAAUGCAUAUCCCCUUGGAGACAAUGUAUGGACAUCAACUUUGGUUACAGUCCCAUGGCUACAGUGGUCGGCUUUAGGCUGCAACUCGAUGUCUUCAUAUAUUGA